Messenger RNA from Phalaenopsis equestris, 6331 nucleotides. Its product is annotated as protein TSS. The record is from RefSeq and is a predicted model, not a curated record. Gene Ontology annotation, biological process: organelle organization. Gene Ontology annotation, cellular component: cytoplasm. NCBI's taxonomy places the organism in Eukaryota, Viridiplantae, Streptophyta, Magnoliopsida, Asparagales, Orchidaceae. Gene Ontology annotation, molecular function: protein binding.
CAGUCAUAAGAUGCCAAUAUCAUAUCCGGCUGUUAAAUCUCCACCCUUCCUUCCUUAUCACACUUUCUCCUAUCCCUCGCACCUCUAUCCCUCCUCCUCCUCCGCUCUCCAUUCUCCACCCUUUCCAUUCCUCAUUUCCUCUGUUCUCCUCUGUUUCUCUCCUCUCUGCAACAUCGCUUCUCCUCAUCUCAAGGGCUGACGAGCUUCAACGGCAUCAAUGGCGCCCAAGGGCGGUCGCGGUAAAUCGAAAGCCGAGAAGAAGAAGAAAGAAGAAAAAGUUCUUCCGGUAGCUCUGGACAUCACAGUGAACCUCCCCGACGACUCUCACGUUAUUCUGAAGGUUCGAGGGCCAGGAUUGAAGGAUUCGGUUGACGUGGCUGGGCUUAAACCCUGCGUUCUCACCAUCGUCGAAGAGGACUACGACGAAGAAGGAGCCAUCGCCCACGUGAGGCGUCUACUGGACAUUGUUGCUUGCGUCUCCUUCUUCGGCGCCGCACCUGCUCAGAAGGAUGCUUCGCCGCCGGCGAUCGGCAUUGCGGCGUCCAAAGAAGGGAAGAGGGAAGGCUCCGGCGGCGGUGACGGAGGAGGUGGUGAAAGCAAGGGGAGUAAGCAGAAUCCGUCAAGGAAGGACGCGUCGGCGGAGGUGGAGGCGGAGAUAAGCGGUGCUGCCCCGCGGCUCGGUGCCUUCUACGAGUUCUUCUCCCUCGCGCAUCUAGUACCGCCUCUUCAAUUUAUGAGGAGGACGACGAGAAUACGGCAGGAUGAUCAACAGAUUGAGAAGGAUCAUCUGUUUUUCCUCGAAAUUAAGCUUUGCAAUGGGAAGCUGGUUUUGGUGGAAGCAUGCGCGAGGGGGUUUUACAGCGUUGGGAAGCUGCGAAUUCUCUUCCAUGACCUUGUCGAUCUUCUAAGACAGAUCAGUAGGCCUUUUGACAAGGCUUAUGAAGAUCUGAUGAGCGCAUUGUUGGAGAGAAAUAAGUUUGGUAAUCUUCCCUAUGGAUAUCGUGCUAAUACAUGGCUCAUUCCACCGUUAGCUGCACAAUCACCCGCUACAUUUCCUCCCCUCCCUGCAGAGGAUGAAACAUGGGGGGGUAAUGGUGGUGGAUGGGCAAGAGAUGGCAAAAGUGAUUUAGUUCCUUGGGCUAGUAAGUUUCGGUUCAUUACAGCUAUGCCUUGCAAAACAGCAGAGGAAAGACAGAUCAGGGAUAGGAAUGCUUUUCUGAUUCACAGCGUAUUUGUGGAUGCUGCUAUCUUUAGAGCGAUUGCCGCAAUUAAGCAUGUUAUUGAAGUGAAGCGUUUGAUGCCAUCACUUGAGACGAAAGAAAUUUUACACCUUGAGACAGUGGGAGAUCUUAGCAUCACGGUUUUCAGGGAUGCUUCAGAUGCAACCCAAAAAGUGGACACAAAGAUUGAUGGGGCCAGAACAACAAGAAUGGACUGUAAAAAUCUGGCAGAGAGAAACUUAUUAAAAGGAAUCACUGCAGAUGAAAACACAGCAGCCCAUGAUGUGUGCACUUUAGGCAUUGUCAACAUAAGAUACUGUGGUUACGUUGCAGUUGUUAAAGUUAACUACGAAGAGACAUGUGUGGCAGCAGGCCCCCCAUUACAGAUUUUUGAUAUAGAUGAUCAACCUGAAGGAUCUAAUGCUUUGAACAUUAACAGUUUGAGGAUGCUUCUUCACAAAGUCCCUGCAUCUGAACAGAAGAGAAUAUCCAAUCAUUCGAAGCAGUCCAGAGCUGAAGAACAAUCUGCUGCUCAAGCUUUCAUUGAGAAAGUCCUCAUUCAGAGUUUAACAAAGCUUGAAGAUGAGGAAACUGAUAAUAGUAUAUUCUUUAGAUGGGAACUUGGGGCAUGUUGGGUACAACAUUUACAGGACAUAAAAAAUGCGGAGAAAGAUAAGAAACAAGCUGGUGAUAAGGGCAGGAAGCAUGCUGUUGAAAAAGCAAGACAUGAGACCAAGGUUGAAGGGCUCGGAAAACCACUUAAGCUUCUUAAGAAUUCCAAGAAGAAACGAGAUGUGAACGAGGAAAACUGCAAAUCUUUUGAUAGAAAAUCUUUAGAGAUUGAAGUUACGAGUGAGGUCCAAAAUUCCAAGUGCGUUGAUGCUCAAUCAGAAUCAGCUGAGAGUCAUUUCACACUCAAAGAUCUGCUGCCUGAUUCAGCAUUUAUGAGAUUAAAAGAAUCUGACACAGGACUUCAUCUUAAGUCUCCACAGGAAUUAACUGAUAUGGCUCGGAAAUUUUACGAUGAAGUUGCUCUCUCCAAGCUGGUCGCAGAUUUUGGUUCAUUGGAGCUUUCACCUGUUGAUGGUCGGACACUGACUGAUUUCAUGCACACUAGAGGCCUGAGGAUGCGAUCUUUAGGUCAAAUUGUAAAGCUGUCAGAGAAGCUGUCACAUGUGCAAUCCCUUUGUAUUCACGAGAUGAUUGUAAGAGCUUUCAAGCACAUUUUGCGAGCUGUAAUUGCUGCUGCUUAUGAUAUUGGGGACUUGGCUUUGUUGAUAGCUGAAACUCUUAACUUGCUUCUUGGCAUUCCUCAAACUGGAGAUAUGGCUGAUGCUCCUAGAGUCCAUACUAUUGUCUUGAAAUGGUUAGAAGUGUUCUUGAAGAAAAGGUAUGGAUGGGAACUUAGGGCAGAAAAUUAUCAUGAUGUGAGGAAGUAUGCUAUUUUAAGGGGACUAUGUCAUAAGGUGGGCAUUGAAGUUGCACCUCGAGACUUCGACAUCAAUUGCUUUCUGCCCUUUCACAAACUAGAUAUAGUUAGCUUGGUGCCUGUUCAUAAGCAAGUUGCAUGCUCAUCGGCAGAUGGGCGCCAGCUAUUGGAAUCAUCAAAAACAGCCCUUGAUAAGGGCAAACUUGAAGAUGCUGUCAGCUAUGGAACAAAGGCUUUGGCAAAGUUGAUAGCAGUAUGCGGUCCAUAUCAUCGGAUGACAGCUGGAGCCUACAGCCUUCUUGCUGUUGUUCUCUACCACACCGGUGAUUUCAAUCAGGCCACAAUUUAUCAACAAAAGGCAUUGGAUAUUAACGAGAGAGAGCUAGGACUGGAUCACCCUGAUACUAUGAAGAGUUAUGGUGACUUGGCUGUUUUCUAUUACAGGCUUCAGCAUACAGAACUUGCUCUGAAGUAUGUGAAGCGUGCGUUGUAUCUUCUUCAUCUCACUUGUGGCUCUUCCCACCCAAACACAGCUGCUACUUAUAUCAAUGUUGCAAUGAUGGAGGAAGGCCUAGGAAAUGUACAUGUUGCACUUCGGUAUCUCCAUAAAGCUUUAAAAUGCAACCAGAGGUUACUUGGUCCUGAUCACAUUCAGACAGCGGCAAGUUACCAUGCUAUAGCCAUUGCACUCUCCCUAAUGGAAGCAUAUCAACUGAGUGUUCAGCAUGAACAAACAACAUUGCAAAUUCUUCGAGCAAAGCUUGGACCUGAUGACUUAAGAACUCAGGAUACUGCUGCCUGGCUUGAGUAUUUUGAAUCCAAGGCUUUUGAGCAACAAGAAGCUGCACGCAAUGGCACCAAGAAACCCGAUGCAUCUAUUGCCAGUAAAGGCCACCUAAGUGUGUCUGACCUUCUUGAUUAUAUAAAUCCCAGUCAAGAAAUCAGGGGAAGGGAUGCUGAAUCUAUAAGGAAGAAAAGCUUAAGUUGGAAGGUGAAAAACCGUUCCUGCCAGAACUUGAAUUUACCAGAUUUGGAUGGAUAUUGUAUGUCUUCUGACUCAUCAAAUAAAGAUCAAGAUCUAGUAAACGAAAUCGCAGAUAGAGAGGCUGAGAAAAAUGUUCCUUCUAUAUGCUCUGAGCAUGAACAUGAAGCGUCAGUGUUGGAAGAGGACAUUACAGCUUUCCAGCAGUCUAAUGUUGCUGUUGAGGAACAGCCUGCCCCUGCUGAUAAAAUUCAAACUGAAGAAAGUAUGGAAGUUGAAGAGGGUUGGCAACCUGUUCAAUGGCAAAGGUCAAUAGGAUCAGGCAGACAGAGACUCAAACAGCGUGCUCCAGUUAGUGGGAUACCAAAUAACUAUAAAAAAGCUGUUCCGUUCGAAACUGCUCAUACCAAACCAAGAUAUUCGCAUUCUGGUAGCCGCUAUUAUGUAUUAAAGAAGAGAACUUUAGUCAGUGGAAGUUGCACUGAUUAUUACCACUCAAAGAGUCAGUCACCGGGUAAUAGAUUUGGCCGUAAAUUGUACAAGGCUGUAGCAUAUAGAAUAAAGUCAACGUCAUCUAGCAUCUCCGAAACAACGAAUAGUGCUAAAAUUCUCAAUGAGAAAACAAACUCACUGUUGGACGAUGAAAACAAUAUGGUAUCUGUUGAUAUGAAUGGUCAGAGGAAUCUGAUUGGUGAGGUUUCAGAGUCACAGAAUGAUGGGAUGAUUAGUCUUGGAACCUCUCCAUCUUAUAAGGAUGUGGCUUUGGCACCCCCAGGGACAAUUGCUAAAAUUCAAAUCAGGAAAUACCAUAACCAGAAGUCACCAACAAGAGAAAAUGAACCAGAGGUAAACAAGCUUUUACCAACAGAGAGUCCUGUUGAAGAGUCCCGUUUGCUGGUUGAGUUGACAAACAUAAGCCAAGAGAAAGAACUACUGCGCAAGUCCGUGCUUGGUAGUACUCCAAUUGACUCAAAGAGCCUCACUGAAGAGAAAGAGGAUAGUACAAAAGGUCAGUUGCUUACCUUAGAGAAUGAGAUGGAAGUUACAAAUAUAGAAGAAAAAUCCAUGAACAAUGGAGACAGAGAAAGCAAAUCUGCAAUGUCUGCAGAUGAAGAAGUGGCUUCAUCUGGGAUCAUGUUCACUGAGGUUGUUCCUGAAUCUGUUAUUUCUAGUGAGGAAGCUCCGGAGCUGAUAUGCAGGAGUGUUCACAACAUUAGUAACGCAUCUUCAGAUGUUGAUAACUGUGAAUUAUCUGAGGUCUCAGUUUCCGAUGAGGCGACAGAAAAAUGUCCCAUGGAUGUGCUAUCUAAUAGCAUUGAGCCAAAUACGAGCCUGGUUACUAAUUGUCAUGAGGAUUUUUCAAAUGUCAGUUCUUCUAGUAAAGCUGAUAGUCAUGAUGACAAGGAAAGGUUUUCAUUGAAUAUAGGUGAUGCAAGAGACUUGCCUAACAAGAAAAUGUCUGCCUUGUCUGCCUCUGCGGAACCCUUCAAUCCAUCUCCCACAAUUGUAAUUAAUCCUGUUCCUAUGAAUGUUAGCCUCUCCUCCAGUACCAUGGCAGCUGUAAAACCAUGGUCAUUGAAUUCCACCCUUCAUCCAGGGCCACCCCCAAUAAUGGCCACAACACCUGCUAUCUGUGGUUCUCAUCACCCUUAUUAUCAUCCAGCUCUUCGUUCCCCUGGUAUCAUAGCUCCUUUAUCAUUUAUGCAUCCUCCAUUUAGUCCACCAUAUAGUCCGUCAUAUGGUCGGCCUCCUGUACCUAGCAGCACAUUUGGUAUGAACAAUAAUGUGCAUCAUCCAAACCAUUUUCCUUGGCACUGUAAUAUGAAUCCAAGUGCAUCUGAGUUCAUGCCAGGAACGCUGUUACCUGGCUGUCAUCCUGUGGAUUUCCCUGUCACAUCUACUGUCAUCAAUCCUAUUUUUGAAGCCACAUUAGAAAUAAUUGAUCAGCCUGAUAAUGCUAAUUUUCAGAAUUCAUCACCUCUAGUGGACAGCAAUGUUGGAGAGACAAACCAGAUAGAACUAGCUGAUGAAACAACAGGUCCACUGAGUGACAUUGUGGUCCCACAGGAUUUAGCAGCAGUGAAACAAGAAUCUGUGGAAUCUCAUGGACCUUCUGACACUAUAACAGAGCCAAAGCCUAAGGAAUCUUUGAAAGAACAUACUGAUUCUAUCUGUGAGAAACAUUGUAAUAAAAAAUAUGAGCGUGAUGGUAGCUUUAGCAUAUUUAUUAAAGGAAGAAAUCGUAGAAAGCAAUCUCUGAGAUUGCCUAUUAGUUUGCUUAAUAAGCCAUAUAGUUCACGGUCAUUUAAGUGUAUUUAUAACCGAGUAGUUAGAGGAAGUUAUGCGGCUAGACCGUCUGGGGUAUCUCCUAGUGAGGUUCGUAGGCCUGGCAUCUCAUGAGCCAUGUUACUGUCUACAGAAGAAGGAUAUGUGGAAAAUAUUAUUCUCAUUUGGCAGUUGGCAGCUGGCAGCUGGCAGCUUUACAAUUGACGCUUAUUUUUAAUUUCCUCUGUACUUCUGUUUCUUCCCAGCAUAUUUUUACAAAUUUGGACGUGAGAUCUGAAUGAGCUUCCGGGAAAGAGCACAGGUGUACUUUACUAAUUUGGUCUAUGCAAAGUUGUUUUUUGCUGGGACAGAACUCGCCUUAAUAUUUAAUCAGGUUAAAGUCCUACUCUGCGGAGGUGUAGAGAGGUUGACUGU